AUGUCAAAAGUAAUAUUCACACCAUGGAAAGAACAGUCGGAAUUACACUCGGUGCGGGAUCACUUCUACCCUCCGCUGACGUUCGAUGGACCGGACAUGCGGUCUAGAGCCUGCGCUACGGUUGCGGCUUGGAAGUUGAGGGGCAAUUUGCCCCAUCCUGUGGAGGCUACGGCUUUGCUAACGGAUGCUAUUUUGCAUGAUGAUGCGAAGAAAAACUCGAUAUUUUCGAUACGGGCGACGUAUUCGGCGGCGUUUUGUCGGUUCGUAACGGGUCUCGUAGACUCCAAACUCCACGGUCAACGCAAGACUAUGUUCCAGCGUGCUCUUGACCUAGGCCUACCUGCCUCAUUCGUCGAGUUGCGACAUGAAGCAACUCACCGUGAACUGCCGUCGUUGACGGUCCUCCGGAAUGCCGCGCAACGGUCUCUCGAAUGGCUCUGGGAUUACUACUGGGCCAAGAUUGAUCUGAGCGCCGGUUUUGUACCGGACCGUGCCGACGAUGAUAUCGAGCCUGUUAAAACUGCUGUCAGGGCUUGUCUGGCACAAGUGACGGGUGAGACAGGUGCGUCGGAACCGCCGCGGAAGAAGAGGAGAGUCCAGGUUUUGUCUGGUGUUGCAACGCAGUUGGUCUCAGUGUGUAACAGCUCUGCAAAGGGAACUGCUGCUGUUUCGGGGGUUUUGGUAGAGGAUGAGGUCUUGGUUUCUGGAGGGAGGAAGCUUGGAACAUCUUUGGAUGAUGAGUUUUCCAGGUGGGAUUAUUUCUUGCAGGCCAUCGUUGAGGGAUUUCCUGCUUUCUUGACGGCGCUCGUGGAGGCUAUGGUCGAUGUGCUGGCGUUUGCUAGAUCGGCUACGAAGGAGGAUGCUCGUUGUGAAGGAGUUUAUAUGUGGCUGGACCAUAUUUUAUGCUCGUCACAGUGGGCGUCUAAGAGGCGUUUGCUCUCGUUAGCCUAUGCCCUCUCUGCAUGUGAGCAGAACGCAAAUCACUGGACAGAUAUGCUCAAGGAGAGGAUACAAGAUGCGGACAAUGGCUUGUCUGGUAGUCCUGGGGGUCAAAAGCGAUCUGGAAAGGAUACGAAUACACCCCAAAGUUUACACACAGGGACAAGUCAUGAUUUGGAUAGCCUAAAGGACAUGGGAUGGGAGGUGGUAGAUACAUGGGAUAGUCGACCGUUAGGUAUAGUCUAA
Aspergillus bombycis is the source of this 1185-nucleotide messenger RNA. Its product is annotated as rRNA-processing protein LAS1. Gene Ontology annotation, cellular component: preribosome, large subunit precursor; Las1 complex. Gene Ontology annotation, biological process: maturation of LSU-rRNA; maturation of 5.8S rRNA. The record is from RefSeq and is a predicted model, not a curated record. Gene Ontology annotation, molecular function: endonuclease activity. Bases 1 to 1185 code for a protein of 394 amino acids. The transcript has 4 exons. NCBI's taxonomy places the organism in Eukaryota, Fungi, Ascomycota, Eurotiomycetes, Eurotiales, Aspergillaceae.